CACUAGUUAUUGUUUGUGUUAUGUCACGGCGGUGGUUGACACCCAAUAUCGUUGGUGUAUCUCUAGGUUUCGCUGUGUAUAAUUAUAUUGACUGCACUAAUGCGAUAAGGUCUAGCCUAAUAGAUAAAUCCACAGUAGGACUGUUUAUUGUGGAAAUCGUAACAUUCUUUGGGUUCGAUGCUUCCCAAUAAUGUACUAAACUAAUUACUGUUGGGAUUGCAGCUCCCUUGCCUUCAACUGCAAAUGCAAUUGAAGAUUUGCUUUAGCCUUUUAAGUUAUGUGAUCAAUAUAAGCGACAAAUGUGCAAGUCAGGGAUUUUGGGCCCCAUGAGAAUAUUUUCACAUCAUUCAUUGGAAUUCACUAUUUGAUGCAAGAUUGAUACCCCCAAUAAGAAAUGUGCUAAAUGCCGUCUGUUACAGUCUAAAUGUAAUUUUAAUGGUACAAGUCUUGACUUGAAUGAAUGAUUUGAACACUUACACAGAUGGAGUAACUCCAGCAUCCAGUACAGACCAUAGGCUGUUUCUGUUUCGUAUAAUGAUCACUAUAUGUGGAAAAAUAAUUAGUGUUUGAAUAGGGUUUGAAUUAGUGUUUGAAAAGGGUUUAAUAAUUGUUAUUCUUUUCAUAAUAAUAAAAUAAAUUCUUACAGACCCCUUGGUUCGCUCCUGGUUUAGGGACAGGAUCGAACCAUCUAAUAUGGGAGGAUGCACAAUACAGUGACUCUCUGGAUGUUUCAUUUUUGCAAAAAAAAAAACAAGAUAAGAAAAUAGGAUAGGUGGAUAGGUUAAAAAAUUAUUGUUGAUUUUUUUAACCUAAUGUCCUGAUAAUGUUUUAGGGCCACUGUCUGUCACAGGCCCUUAGAAUCAUCCUACAGAUUCAUAUUUACAGACUGACAAAAAACAAAACAUUACAAGUGUCUCCCACGUGAACAAACAGCUAUUUUUUUUCCCCUAUUUAAUGUUGUCUUUAAUUACACAAAUGAAAAAUGUUUUUUUCUACUAAGAGCAGUGAAAUGUAUGCUAAAUUGACAACGAAGUGAGGAAACCUCUCCACAAGCAAGUUGCAGCAAUGGAGAAUAGAGUGUGUGCGCAUUCACAAGUAGUGGAUUCUGGUAGGGGGUAGGUUUUCGGUAGAACACCGGAUUCAAAACCCCCCUGUUUGAUGCAGCUAAAUGCACCAAUCAGAGGCACUUAUAUGUUUUUUAUUUGGCCUCUUCUUCAGAAGCUGAAGUGGAUAAAGAGUAAGGAGCAGAGGGAGAAGGGUUUGUACCAGAUGUUGAACUGGCUGGAGGAAAAGAGACCUGACUGCAUACAGCUGUUCUGGCACUGUGUGUUUAAGGACCACCUCCUUCAACAGUACCAUACGCUACACCAGCUCCAAAAAAGCCUUACUGAUGGUCUUUUCUUAGGUUGUACUAAUCAAUUGUACCAUUACUUGUAUUUCUCUGGAAAUUUCUGGUAGCAUUUUGGUUUGUCUUGGAAUGCCAAAGGGAAAUAAGAGUAGUGAGGAAGAGGAGCAGCCCAGCACAUCCACCCAGUCCACACCCAGUCAGAAGAAGGAUGUCCACAAACCUGUCUUCAGUUCUCCUCUCAAGAAGGGGGAGACAGCUGACAUCUGGACUUGGCCCAAAUACAAGACCCAGCUACCAGUUACCUGCGGGGACAAGAAGGCCACACUUUACCGGGACAAGCUGGCCAGAGGGGAGGACUGCUUACAGGCCGGGGAUCAGUGGUUCACCCCAGCUGGUUUUGAGGAGUUUGGGGGGAAGAACAGACGUAAAAACUGGAAGACCAGUAUCCGCUGUGAAGGGACCACUCUGGAAAAACUGAUCCAGGAAGGUUAUUUAACUUCUCCAAUCUUUAAAAUAAGAAAAACUGAACAGUCCAAGAGAGAACUGUUUCCCUCCAACCAAUCAGCUGUCUCAAGCACAGACUCAGAACAUGAGGCGAAUGACAAAGAGGAAGCAGAACAGGAAUGGGAGGAAGUUGUGGGGUGUAUGUUUGAAUCAGAUUCAAUCCCAGAGUCGCCCGAUUUUCCAUUCUAUGAUUCAGCUGAAGAAGAGGAGGCUCAGAAGGAGCAAGAAACAGGCAAUAGAAAGAGGAAAAUGUCAAAGGGAAAUGAGAGGGAUGAGGAAGGUGAGCAGCCCAGCACAUCCACCCAGUCCACGCCGAUUAAGAUGAAGAAAGUCCAGAAGCCUGUCUUCUGUUCUCCUCUCAAGAAGGGGGAGACAGCUGACAUCUGGACUUGGCCCAAAUACAAGACCCAGCUACAAGUUACCUGCGGGGACAAGAAGGCCACACUUUACCGGGACAAGCUGGCCAGAGGGGAGGACUGCUUACAGGCCGGGGAUCAGUGGUUCACCCCAGCUGGUUUUGAGGAGUUUGGGGGGAAGAAGAGCUUUAAAAACUGGAAGACCAGUAUCCGCUGUGAAGGGACCACUCUAAAAAAACUAUUCCAGGAAGGUUAUUUAACUUCUCCAAUCUUUAAAAGAAGAAAACCUGAACAGUCCAAGAGAGAACUGUUUCCCUCCAACCAAUCAGCUGUCUCAAGCACAGAUUCAAUCCCAGGGUCGCCCGAUUUUCCAUUCUAUGAUUCAGCUGAAGAAGAGGAGGCUCAGAAGGAGCAAGAAACAGGCAAUAGAAAGAGGAAAAUGUCAAAGGGAAAUGAGAGGGAUGAGGAAGGUGAGCAGCCCAGCACAUCCACCCAGUCCACGCCGAUUAAGAUGAAGAAAGUCCAGAAGCCUGUCUUCUGUUCUCCUCUCAAGAAGGGGGAGACAGCUGACAUCUGGACGUGGCCCUCCUACAAGACCCAGCUACCAGUUACCUGCGGGGACAAGAAGGCCACACUCUACCGGGACAAGCUGGCCAGAGGUAGGGAGGACUGCAUUUUGGUAGAUGAUCAGUGGUUCACCCCGACUGGCUUUGAGGUGUUUGGGGGGAAGAAGAGCAGUAAGAACUGGAAGACCAGUAUCCGCUGUGAAGGGAUCACUCUGGCAAAACUGAUUCAGGGAGGUCAUUUAAUUUCACCAAGUUUCAAAAGAAGAAAAGUUGGAAAGAUCAAGACAGAACUGUUUCCCUCCAACAAAUCAGCAGUCUCGAGCACAGAUUCAGAAUAUGAGAGUGAUCAGGAAGAGGACGAUGAAGAAGUGGAGGUUGAAAAUGAAAAGGAGGAAGGAGAAAGAGGAGAGCAAUCAACCUCUGCUGGAGGAGGGGCCAGUCCAGGAGGGAGUCAGGUUGUUGGUUUGCGAAAGACUGUCUUCCAAGUCACCUGUGGCGUCCUCAGUGGGAUGCUACACAAGGACCGCUUUGCAUCAGGGACUCGUGGGAAAAGUAUCCGUACAGAGCGGAGCUGGAUGACCCCAAUGGAGUUUUUGAGGGGGGGGUCAGUCAUGGCAGACACCACCUGGAAAAAAGACAUCCUGUGUGAUGGGAAUCCUCUCAGUGUCCUCAUCGAGAAUGAGGUGUUGAUAAUCCACUCUGUCUUGUGCGAGUGCAAUUUGUGCGAUCCCAAUGCCGAAGACUUGCAAGAACAGGUUAACGAUGAUGACUGCUUCAUCUGUAGGCUCCAAGGCAGCUUGAUUUGCUGUGAUGAAUGUCCACGCUCUUUCCAUCAGGGAUGUCACCUACCUAAUGUAGACGAUGCAUUGCUGGGGAAUGAUCGUCCCUGGGAGUGCACGUUCUGUAUACUGAGAAACAGUCGAUCAUGGCGUCAGCCCAGUAAGAAAACUUACCAGGAGGUUCUGAACUACCGAACCUCUGACCGUCUUCUGGAAUGCCAGUACCUCCUGCUGUGUCUGUACCACACAGACGAGGACCAAAUCUUUGUGAAAAAUCCUUGCAUCAAAGUGAGAAACUAUUCCAGCGUGAUAGAGACUCCAAUGUGGCUGGAUGAGGUGGCGGCGAAGCUGCAGAACAGUCAGUACCAGACGGUGAAGGCCUUUGUGGCCGACGUGUUGCUCAUCUUCACCAACUGUGCCGCCUUCAACAGGGAUAAUGCAGAGACUUUGAAGAAUAAUGCAGAGACUUUGAAGGAUAUUGCGAAGACUUUGAUGGAUAAUGCAGAGACGGCUGAAAGAUUGAAGGAUGUAUUUAAAGGAGAGUUCAAGAAAGCGUUCAGCCUCUAACUAAACUAUCCACCUUCAUACAACAUCCAGUAGAGCCUUUGUAAAGGGGUUACUUGUGUUUCAAUUAAAUUUAUAACUAAAAGAAAGAUAAGAUGUUCUCCUAAGUGGGGUAGUGGCAGGUAGAAAUACUGAAAAGGUUCUGAAAAACAUUUUUAACAUCAAAUAUAUUUCAAAUAUUUAAGAUAGUGUAAAAUUGGCAUUACAAGUAAUAUUGUCCUACUGAGAGAGGUUGGAGGUGGAUUAAAAAACUAUUAAAAUUACUUUAAAUUCUUUAAAUUAUCAGAAAAUAUAAAUGUCAGUUUUAGGUGUGAAACUAGGCAUCACUGAAACAUUUUCCUCCUGGGGGUGGGCUGAAUGAAAGAUAAAAUAAGGAUUUGUUAUACACAGUAGAGAAUACUUAAAGGAAUUAGUGGAAAGCUGCUAAUAGCCCUAUAUUGUGCAUCACAUACUAUAUAAUGGACAGAAACAAAUCCCACCCCCCAACAUUUCCCAAUGCCCCUCAAUAAAAGCUGUCUAGAACCGUGUCUGCUAGAGAUGCCAUUGUGUGGAAUAAUAUCGAGCUAGUAGCUAUCAGUACCUAAUAUGCCAAGAAGAUGUUUGAAAUAAAUCUGCCUUGGAGGAGACACCUGCACGUUUAUCAAGGUAUCUGCUGCUAGAAACAUCACCAAAAGACACCACCUUGACUACACAAAAAUAGACGAAUAGACUUAAUUUGGAACGUUCAACAUCGUCACGGGGUGAGGGGUCGACAAGGGAGGAACAGGGAUGAUAGCCUUUUUAGGGGGAUAUGAGGCAGGAGGGUCAUGUUUGGCUUUUCUAUUCAACUUUCAUUUGUUUUCCCGUCAUGUGUCCGUUUCAUUGUUUCAUUGUGAUAAAUGUUAAUAUAUUUUUGUAUGUGAGAUUUUAGGUAAGUUUGGGGUGACAUCUGUGUUUUUGUUAUAUAACCUGCGACUCCUCUCAUUGGAAUGUUGAAUAAACCUUGUGGAACUAUUGUUCAAACACAUUUCCUGUGUUCUGCUUGA
Molecule: messenger RNA, 5142 nt
Organism: Esox lucius (northern pike)
Lineage: Eukaryota; Metazoa; Chordata; Actinopteri; Esociformes; Esocidae
Product: sp110 nuclear body protein
Exons: 24
Coding region: 1478-4120 (880 amino acids)
Biological process (GO): regulation of transcription by RNA polymerase II
Cellular component (GO): nucleus
Molecular function (GO): protein binding; DNA-binding transcription factor activity, RNA polymerase II-specific; DNA binding
Source: RefSeq, a predicted model, not a curated record